AUGAAAGCCGGACCGCUUCUCAUUCAAUGGCACCAUGAGAGCCAGCCUAUCUAUUCGGUCCACUUCGAUCCCCAUGGGAAAGGGAGGCUAGCUACGGCUGGAAAUGAUAACAAUGUCCGGUUGUGGAGCAUUGAAGCUCAAGGCGAGGAGAGAAAAGUCACAUAUCUGUCAACCCUCACCAGACACACUCAACCCGUCAAUGUCGUCCGAUUUUGCCCCAAGGGCGAAAUGCUGGCUUCGGCCGGCGAUGACGGCAACGUCCUUCUUUGGGUACCCUCCGAAUCUUCCAUGACCACCUUGACCGAUGAACAUGCCGAUGACAAGGAAACGUGGAGGAUCAAACACAUGUGUAGGACGUCCACCGGAGCAGAAAUCUAUGAUCUGGCCUGGUCUCCAGAUGGUCAAUAUUUCAUCACAGGCGGAGUCGAUAACACGGCGAGGAUCUUUAAUGCACAUACCGGGAAUAUGAUCCGCCAAAUAGCAGAACACAAUCAUUUCGUACAAGGGGUAGCUUGGGACCCUCUGAAUGAGUUUGUUGCAACUCAGUCCUCGGACCGGUCGGUCCACAUCUAUGCUCUCAAGCUCAAAGAUGGCACGCCCACACUUUCUGCCCACGGGAAGUUCAACAAGAUGGAUCUCCCCGGUCGACGGAUAUCGUCCAACAGCCCAGCACCAGCAGAGUUAACACACCGUGCCUCCAACUCAAGUGCCAACAACCUUGCCAUUGCGUCCCCUGCCCCCUCAAAUCCCGGAACCCCUCUGACCACACCUCUACCAAUGGAUCCUCCCCUCCUAACCUCAAGCCGGCGGUCUUCUUUUGGCUCGUCACCAUCAUUCCGACGAUCUGCUUCACCGGCACCCUCAUUACCGCUGCCAGCUGUCAGACCAGAGAUUUCGUCUCCGAGUCUCAAUGCGGCCAUGGGUCUGGCCGUCAGGAACACGAACUUGUACCACAACGAAACCAUGACCUCUUUCUUUCGUCGUCUUACGUUCUCACCGGACGGCAGCCUGUUGUUUACACCUGCCGGACACUAUAAAACCAGUUUUCCAACGGCGUCUGAUCCAAUGAAGACCACAGAUGACGUGACAAACACGGUGUACAUCUACACCAGAGCUGGCUUCAACAAGCCUCCAGUGGCGCACCUUCCAGGGCACAAGAAGCCUUCCGUUGCGGUCAAAUGCUCCCCUAUUCUCUAUACCUUGCGCUCCGCCACGAAACCGACAAACCACAUAACGAUCGACACCUCAUCGGCGAGCGAGGAGAUACCGCUCCUACCCGAUCCUAUUGUCCCACAGGUUCCAUCAACGGUUAUGGAGCCUCCGCCCUUGUCGGCCACGACUCCAGGUCCGGAUUCAAUGUCUGCUCCUUCACCCAAACCCUCGGUCGACGGAGAACCUGCAAGCCCUGCACCGACUCCUGCCUUCUCCCUACCCUAUCGAAUGAUUUAUGCUGUAGCGACGCAGGAUGCAGUGUUUGUCUACGACACUCAGCAAACCACGCCUAUUUGUGUUGUGAGCAAUCUUCACUAUGCCACAUUCUCAGAUCUGACCUGGUCAAACGAUGGCCUUACACUGCUGAUGUCCUCUACGGACGGCUUUUGCUCGACUUUGGCUUUCGCACCGGGUGAGUUGGGGCAGGUCUACACAGGACCCCAUCCAACCUACAGCCAUCCAGUUGUUACAACAUCGAUACCUUUACCUACUUCUUCUGCAAAUUCAACACCUGUUCCGACACCUACCGCUACAGCGUCCCCUUCACUGACAAAAGCAUCUCCUGUUCCUGUACCACCAUCGCAUCCUUCACCGGCACCGUUUAUUCUUCGUCCAGGAAGUCCAACGAGAUCCAAUUCGCAGUCAUCGAUAGCUACAAUGACGUCGAUUCAAACUUCAGCUCUUCCAAAUAAUGCUACACCUACCCUUGGGCAUGUACCCCUGGUGACCGCCUCCAAUUCCGGACCUCCAAUAGCUAUUCCGCCCAUGACGACGCCGCCCCAGACUCCUGCGAGUAUUCACGGCGGCCAACAUUCUGCAACAAGCUCGAUUAGUGGUUCUGUCUUGGGCAAGAGAGACGGGGCAACAAGCGAAAGCGAAAAGGAGGAGAGCAAGUCGAAGAGACGGAGGAUCGCUCCCACGCUUGUUGGUCCUUCAGGCUCGAGUGAGAAUGCUAAAGAAGAAGGCAACUAA
This is a messenger RNA of Fonsecaea multimorphosa CBS 102226, 2184 nucleotides long. RefSeq lists its product as uncharacterized. Gene Ontology annotation, cellular component: nucleus; CAF-1 complex. NCBI's taxonomy places the organism in Eukaryota, Fungi, Ascomycota, Eurotiomycetes, Chaetothyriales, Herpotrichiellaceae. Gene Ontology annotation, biological process: nucleosome assembly; DNA replication-dependent chromatin assembly. The transcript has 6 exons. Gene Ontology annotation, molecular function: protein binding. The record is from RefSeq and is a predicted model, not a curated record. Bases 1 to 2184 code for a protein of 727 amino acids.